CUCUCUCUGCACUCCUCACCCCAGCCCUCUCUCUCUCCUCCCCGUCUAAUCUAGCUAGUACGCUUUGUUUCUCUCUCUCUUCUGUGUCUCUCUCUCAUGGCAUUCUCCCAUUCCUGGUCCGUCAGCAAAGCCAUUAAUGGGGGAGCCGAAAUCUCCAAUAUCACAAGACCAUCAGACGACGGCAGCAGCCACAACAAUAUCCUCGUCAUCUACAGUCCCGCCACCACCGCCACUUCCCCGCCAGCAAUCCUCCCUUCUCGAACCAUGCCAUAAAAAGAAAAGCAAAACCAAAGUCUUCCGCGUCUUUCGCUCUGUAUUCCGAUCCUUCCCCAUCAUCACCCCCACCUGCAAGAUGCCCUCACUCCCGAUGGGCAGGCUCGACUCUAGCCGGGCCAUCUCCUCUGGCACUCGGGUCAGUGGCACGCUGUUUGGGUACCGAAAGGGACGUGUGUCUCUUUCGGUACAAGAAACCCCUAGGUGUCUUCCGAGCCUAGUGGUGGAGAUGGCCAUGCAGACAAAUGUGCUGCAGAAGGAGAUGGGGUCAGGGAUGGUCAGAAUCGCGUUGGAAUGCGAAAAGAGAGCGGACAAGGAGAAGACGAGGCUUAUUGACGAGCCGGUGUGGACCAUAUACUGCAAUGGGAAGAAGACAGGGUAUGGAAUGAAGAGGGAGGCCACAGAGGAGGACUUGAACGUUAUGGAACUUCUCAAGGCAGUGACUAUGGGCGCAGGUGUGUUGCCCGGGAAGUCUGAGGUAGAGGGUCCGGAUGGCGAAAUGGCGUAUAUGCGGGCCCUCUUCGAACGUGUUGUUGGCUCAAAAGACUCGGAAACUUUGUACAUGUUGAGUCCUGAGGGGAAUAAUGGGCCCGAGCUCAGUAUUUUCUUUGUAAGGAUAUGACGAUAUGAUUCACCUGCAUGCAUGUACACUAUACUAGUACCCUAGGGAAGAGGAGGGUAGACUUCUUGGGACAUUUCUUCUGUGAAUUAGGGUAGAAACAAGAAUUAUUACCUGACAUAAGGCGGUCGAUUCGAUUGACGAAGUGAAUAUGAAGGCUGUCUUAAUACAAUUCUUUUGUUCAUUAAGAAAGCUGCACAAUUCUUAAUUUGUUCGUCAAUCGUUAACAAUUUGCAUUCUCUGCAUUUCGUCUUCUGUCGGAUUGAAGCACAAAAUAUGAUGGGAGUCGUUGUGGAAUUCUAAAAACCUGAAAAAGAGAAUUCAGAAAUCACGAAUUAAACUUGCAGGCAUAUAAAUCAAUAGUAGUAUAGAUAUACAUGUAAGAAUCCUAUGUGGACUCAACUAGUUGUGAUAAGGAGAAGUAAUAUGUUGGUGAUGCAAAUCAUUAGAGGUUGAAUACGUGUAAAACCAACAUCCUAUAAUUGAGGAAAUAUAUUCAACAUGCUUCUAAAGCCA
Molecule: messenger RNA, 1408 nt
Organism: Malus domestica (apple)
Lineage: Eukaryota; Viridiplantae; Streptophyta; Magnoliopsida; Rosales; Rosaceae
Product: protein MIZU-KUSSEI 1-like
Biological process (GO): hydrotropism
Source: RefSeq, a predicted model, not a curated record